Molecule: messenger RNA, 1169 nt
Organism: Thyridium curvatum
Lineage: Eukaryota; Fungi; Ascomycota; Sordariomycetes; Thyridiales; Thyridiaceae
Exons: 2
Cellular component (GO): endoplasmic reticulum
Molecular function (GO): ubiquitin binding
Source: RefSeq, a predicted model, not a curated record
AUGGCGAGCGAGGGCGACUUCGACAUCGGCCAGCUGUCCGAGAGCCAACAAGAAGCUCUGCAGCAAUACACCGCUGUCACAAACCAAGAGGUCAAGGAUGCUGUUCCCCUACUACAACGGUCACAGUGGAAUGUGCAGAUUGCCAUAGCAAAAUUCUUCGACGGCGAGGGGCCCGACCCCGUAGCCGAAGCCCUCGCAGCGCAGAACGACAUCCCGCGCGCAGGCGCAAGGCACGAGAACCUGCAGGAAAGCCUCUACGCCGCAGCCGGCGCUCCUGCCGGCAGGGGACCGAGAGCGCAAGGGACGGACCCGGCACCCCGCAUCGUGCCCCGGCAGCCCUCGGCCACAUACCGCCCGCCUUUCCUCCUGUCUGUGAUCUUGGCCCCCUUCAACAUCGGCUACAGGCUCUUCUCCACGCUGUUCCGCGCCCUGUCCUACGUCCUCGUCUUCCUGCCGGCCCCCCUGCGGCCCCGCGCCGUCACGGGCGCGCUAGCGAGGACGGCAUACGGCCGCCGGCAGCUUCUGCCGCGCGACACGGCCGCGCGCUUCCGGCGCGAGUUCGAGGAGCAGUACGGCGCCGACGGCGCCAGCGAGCUGCCCUUCUUCGAGGGCGGGUAUGCGCAGGCCUACGACGCGGCGAAGAAGGACCUCAAGUUCCUCCUGGUCGUCCUGCUGGCGCCCGAGCACGACGACUGCGAGCCGUUCGUCCGGGAGACGCUGCUGUCGCCCGAGGUGGUCGACUUGGUCCAGGACCCGGCCAACAACAUCGUGCUCUGGGGCGGCAACGUGCGCGACUCGGAGGCCUACCAGAUCUCGCUCGAGUACCAGUGCACCAAGUUCCCCUUCUCCUGCCUCGUCUGCCUGACGCCCAGGGAGGGCAGCACCCGCAUGGGCGUCGUCAAGCGGCUCGUGGGCGCCCUGACGCCGACGGUCUACGUGCAGGGCCUGCAGGGCGCCAUGGACAAGUACGGGCCCGACAUCGAGGCCGUGCGCGCCGAGCGGCGGGCCAACGAGGUGGCGCGCAACCUGCGCACGGAGCAGGACAGCGCCUACGAGCGGUCCCUGGCGCGGGACAGGGAGCGCGCGCGCCAGAAGCGCGAGGCCGAGGCCGCGGCGGCGCGGGCGGAGGAGAGGGCGGCCGAGGCGGCGCGGGCGCCAUGGACCGGGCC